Molecule: messenger RNA, 1572 nt
Organism: Ochlerotatus camptorhynchus
Lineage: Eukaryota; Metazoa; Arthropoda; Insecta; Diptera; Culicidae
Product: zinc finger protein 391-like
Exons: 3
Coding region: 98-1537 (479 amino acids)
Biological process (GO): regulation of transcription by RNA polymerase II
Cellular component (GO): nucleus
Molecular function (GO): zinc ion binding; DNA-binding transcription factor activity, RNA polymerase II-specific
Source: RefSeq, a predicted model, not a curated record
ACACUAGCGGGAGCAACGCCGUAUAAUAAUAAUAAUAAUAAUAAUAAUCGACAAAAACAAAAUAACUUCCGGACAUCCAAUUAAAUAUAUUUCGCCGAUGGAUUUUUCAAACCGUUGCCGUGGAUGCCUUUCAAAUGACGAAGACACUCUACGUCCAUUGGGAGAUUCGUCCACUGCCAGUCUAUUCGAAGAAUGUAUCGGAUUAAAGGUAUGUGACGGACCGGGACUACCAUGGAACAUCUGUGGUCCCUGCUACGGGAAGUGCACUUCAUGGAGUAAAUUCAGACAGCAGUGCUUAGAGACGGAUGCUCUGCUGCGUUUUAAAUUUGGUAAUCUGGAAAAAGCCCCGGCGGAAAUAGCUAUCGAUGCAGAUUUUUUAGAGCGAAAGUCGCGUGACAGUGAACCACCAGUACCGUCUUCAGAAAUCGUAGAUCAAGAGUAUGAAAUCAUUGGAACGGAACCAGAAAUCGAAGAAAACAUUCAUGAGGGAGCGCAAAAACUUCAACAGGAUUUGCACCAUGAAAUAGAAAUAGAAAUUGCCGAGGAAUACGAGGUAAAGGAAGGGAUUGUAGAGGAGGAAGUACUAGAGGGGUUUUUCUUGACGGAGGAGGAACAGUUGCAGGAGAUUGCUGAUACCGAUGGGGUAAAUACAAAUGAUGAAAUCAAUGAAUCGACUGACAAAACAGAUCAGAUAGUACAGAAGAGAAAAGAUUACAGCUGUGACAAAUGCAAUUUGCAAUUUCGUAGUACCUUACGGUACGAAGCACACCAGCGUCAGCAUCAAGGAUUGAAGCCAGAAGUAUGUAGAAUUUGCAAGGGAGAAUUCAACAGUGCUAGGGCACUUUGGCGCCACAUGCAGAAGCACGUAGAUACGAAAAAGCAUGUUUGUAAAGAUUGUGGUAAAAGUUACAAAUUUGCUACAUCCUUGACACUGCAUCGCAAAAGCCAUCGCGAUGUUCCUAGACAUAUUUGUGACACAUGUGGCAAGUCAUUCCUCAGAGCCCAUGGACUGAAGAGCCAUCUUCUGACCCACACGACUGAAACUCCCUUCGAAUGCGAUAAAUGUCAAAAACGAUUCAAGAAUGAGAUCAUGCUUCGAAAUCAUGUGUUUCGAGUGCACGAGGGGACGAAAAAUUUCAACUGCUCAGAUUGCGAUAAAGCUUUCACUACUGGAGCCGAACUGAAAAUCCACCAACGAAGUCAUACCAACCAGAAACCCUUCAAGUGCUCCUCAUGCGAUAAAUCUUACAAAACGCAAAGCCACCUUUCGGUUCACUUCAGAGCAAGCCACACGUCGGACCGCCCUUACGCUUGCGAUCUCUGUCCGCAAACAUUUGCCCACAGCAAGGUAUUGAAGCAACAUAGGCUUACCCACACCGGUGAGCGACCCUGGCCCUGCACAAUAUGCCACAGGUCAUUCCGCCAGAAAAGUACACUAUUAACACAUACUAAAACGCAUAGUAAAGCAAGCCCAACCGAGGAAAUCUCCCACGAAUCUGUAGUUAAGCUACCUCAAACAUUAACAACUUUAGAAUAGAAUAAAGGAUGGUCAUCACAAAACAAAAAUAUAGA